Molecule: messenger RNA, 777 nt
Organism: Talaromyces proteolyticus
Lineage: Eukaryota; Fungi; Ascomycota; Eurotiomycetes; Eurotiales; Trichocomaceae
Exons: 4
Source: RefSeq, a predicted model, not a curated record
AUGCGGGAACUUACUUUACACGAACUCAUAGCCACGGCAUGUGUAAUGAUGGUAGUCUCUAUUCUCGCUAUUAUCUUGCGUUUCGUUCUACAGUGGGUACGAAGAGACCGGAUCCAUCGUGAGGAUGCUCUUGUAGCCUUUGCUUUUACGGUUUUUCUUGUUCUUGCCAUUCUUUCUCUCGUUUUGGCACCAAUCGCCUAUCAUAUUGUAGACAUGCAACAUGAUAUGAUUCGGCAGUAUGAUGGGAUAUCUGCGGACGAGGUAUUCCAAUUGAGAACCACGUUUGUGUGUUCCCUGCUUUUUCCCACGGUUCUUUGGUCGGUAAAAUUGUCCCUGAUGUCGAUCUCGCAUCGGAUCGUUGAUAAGCAGCCGGAAAAUGUGAGACGCUGCUGGUGGGCUCUGCUCGGGUUUGUGAUUGUGACAUUUAUUGGAUGUCUGGUUGUCAGUUUCACUCGCUGCUCCAAUUUUACCGACUCUUUUGACCCAUCAUCCUGCAAAACCACCCGAGACAUAAACGCACAACUGGCCAGUUUCUAUUUUGUCGUUGUUGUUGAUAUAAUCACCGAUAUACUAAUUAUGAUAUUCCCCAUCAUAGUCCUCCGAAAGGUUCAAAUAAAACGAUCUCUAUACCUCCGUACCAGUGUGAUUUUCUCCGUCGGAACACUCUGCAUUGUCACAGCACUCUGUCGAGGCAUCACACUUGGUGUCGGUAUGGGCUUGGACAUGCCUACAUUUCCAUGGCUUGCAUUUUGGGGUUUGGUUGAGGGCGGAAUAGGU